Messenger RNA from Microplitis demolitor, 1714 nucleotides. RefSeq lists its product as uncharacterized. Gene Ontology annotation, biological process: fatty-acyl-CoA biosynthetic process; long-chain fatty acid metabolic process. Lineage: Eukaryota; Metazoa; Arthropoda; Insecta; Hymenoptera; Braconidae. Gene Ontology annotation, molecular function: long-chain fatty acid-CoA ligase activity. The record is from RefSeq and is a predicted model, not a curated record. The transcript is spliced from 8 exons. Bases 30 to 1664 code for a protein of 544 amino acids.
ACUGUUGUUGCAGUUCAAGUGCAAUAGAUAUGGCUACGAAACCAAGUCUACGAGAGAUUCCGAAACCUGUUUGUGAAAAUGGAGUUUGGAGAGGAACGACAAUUAAUUUGCCAGAGGGAUACUUUAAAAUCGGAGAGAGAGUUCGUAGCCAGUUUGAAAAAUAUCCAGAUUUCGUAGGACAGAUUGACGGUGCGACGGGAAAAAAAGACACGUUCAAUUGUAUGGGCGCAAGAACUACAAAGUGCGCAGUAUGGCUUAAAAAACAAGGCGUUAGUCGUGGAGAUGUCGUUGGUCUGUGUUCAAAAAAUCAUUUGGACAGUUGCAUACCGCUUUUAGCUUCUUUCUAUUUAGGAGCUAUUUUUAACCCUUGGUGGGACAGUUGUUUAGAUGAAGAACUGGUGACGUAUUUUAUAAACACAACAAAGCCUAAAGUGUUAUUUGUUGACGAGGACAAUGCGGAAAUAAUUAUCAAGGCAAUGACUAAAAUAGAUUAUUCAUUGCCGGUAGUAAUUUUCGGUGAAAAAUCUGGUCUGAUAUCUUUCAAAGACAUUUUGCUAACUCAUAGCGAUGAUGAAGUCAGCAAAUUUAAAUGUACGGAAAUAGAAGCUGAAGACCCAGCGUUAAUAUUGUAUACAUCAGGAACAACAAGCGCUCCGAAGGGAGCUCUACAUUCUUAUCAAUCAUUCAUUAGUAUGAUAAGUUAUUACCCACCGGAAUCUACACCCCAUACUGUUCUAUGGUUUUCUGGACUCUGCUGGAUGUCUGGACUACUCACUAUCUUACGGUCAAUUACUUGCAAAGUUACGAUGAUUGUUUAUCAUAAUUUAGGCGAAGAAGAAGCUUGCAGGCUCGUAGAAAAAUACAAGGUUACUCGGAUAUCAAUGGGAACUAGCACAGCUAAUAGAUUCAGUAAGACGAAAGGAGUAUGGAAGUAUGAUGUAUCAUCAGUCGUUUCAGUAGGCUAUGGCGGCGGGAUCGCUAUUAAAGAAGUCAUCGAAUCAUUAUGUAAAUUAUUUAAAAAUGCAGUUAUUCACGUCGCUUAUGGUUGCACCGAAUGUGGAGCAUUAGCAGGAGGAAAAGUUGAGGCCAAUAAAUUAACCUCAUGCGGAAAAGUAUUUUUUAAUACAGAUCUCAAAAUAGUUGACCCUGAAACUAACAAGAUACUUGGACCGAAUGAAAAUGGCGAAUUAUGGUGUCGAAGCCAAACGAUAAUGACUCGCUACUGGAAUAAUCCAGCAGCAACUGAAGAAGCUGUCGACUCAGAAGGAUGGUACCACACUGGAGACCUGGGGUAUUAUGACAACGAUGGUGACAUUUUCAUUGUCGAAAGAAUAAAAGAAUUGAUAAAAUACCGCCUUCAUCAUGUACCGCCAGCAGCCAUCGAAAGUGUAAUUCAAGACCUUCCGGGAGUUGCGGAAGUAGCAGUUGUUGCUAAAUCAAGUCUUGAAGAUCUAGAACUUCCAAUGGCUUUUAUUACCAAAGUACCCGGAAUGCAAAUUACCGAGGCUGAAAUUAAUGAAGCCGUAGAGAAAAAACUACACGACAGAAUGAAACUUCGAGGCGGAAUUUGUUUUUUGGAAAAAAUGCCUUAUACAACUUCGAAAAAAAUAUCUAAAAAAGAACUCCGUGCCAUGGCAAGAGCUUUAGCAGAAAAUCAAAAAUAAUUUAUCCUACAAUAGUAUUUCUGUCUAAUAAAGUUACUAAUUAAAUAAGU